This is a messenger RNA of Delphinapterus leucas (beluga whale), 1784 nucleotides long. Lineage: Eukaryota; Metazoa; Chordata; Mammalia; Artiodactyla; Monodontidae. The record is from RefSeq and is a predicted model, not a curated record.
CUGAUGGGGGACCAGGGGCUGUAGUUCCAGGCGGAAGGCACUACCGGGGCAAAGGCGCGGGGGUGGGAAUAAACAAACUUGGAGAACAGAUUAGACCAGAGAGGUUACCAAAACCAGGCCAAGAUGGGCCUCAAGUGCCAAGCUGGGGAGCUGACACCAUCCUGAGGGUGAUGAGGAAGGGUUUUGAGCUGGGGAGGAACCUGGAGGAUGUAAGUCAGAAAGACCCCUCCAGCCACGCUGAGAGGAAGUCCCCACCAUACACUGAGACCUUGGCGGGGUAACUUCCUUUUGGGUCUCCUCUCCUCUUCUGUAAACGGGGGAGAAGAUUGCCCCCACCCCACAAAGGCUAGUGCAUCCCUUCCGAGUCAGGCAUUAGUGAGCUCCCAGGUGGUGUGAAGCCCCACUCCUCUCCUGCCUGGUUUCCAUUUUAUUCCACAAACAUUUAUUAAGCACCUACCAUGCACCAGACACUUUCUCCGCCCUAGGGCCACAUCGGAAGGUCUUUGACCCCCCUGAGGAGUUGGAGCGGAAGGUAUGGGAGCUGGCACAGCUGGUCUGGCAGUCCUCCAACGUGGUGUUCCACACGGGCGCGGGCAUCAGCACAGCCUCAGGCAUCCCCGACUUCAGCCCCACAGAGCUGGAGAGUCUGUGUCCACCUGUGUCUCUCCCCACAAGAUGGAGGACUCCUUGAGGGCAGGACCUGGGUCCCCUAGGGCCCCAGCAUCACCCAGCGCAGGGCCAGGCUCAGUGCAGCAGCAGGGCCCCCAUGGCGUCUGGACGAUGGAGGAGCAGGGCCUGGCCCCCAAGUUCGACACCACCUUCGAGAACGCGCGGCCCACGAAGACUCACAUGGCACUGGUGCAGCUGGAGCGCGUGGGCCUCCUGCGCUUCCUGGUCAGCCAGAACGUGGACGGGCUGCACGUGCGCUCUGGCUUCCCCAGGGACAAGCUGGCAGAGCUUCACGGAAACAUGUUUGUAGAAGAAUGUGUCAAGUGUAAGACGCAGUACGUCCGGGACACCGUGGUGGGCAGCAUGGGCCUGAAGGCCACCGGCCGGCUCUGCACCGUGGCCAAGUCAAGGGGGCUGCGGGCCUGCAGGGGGGAGCUGAGAGACACUAUCCUGGACUGGGAAGACUCCCUGCCUGACCGGGACCUCACUCUGGCCGAUGAGGCCAGCAGCUCCUGUGUACUGAGCCCUCAUACCUCCGGCCCCGGCCAGAGGCCUCACACACCAUCCUCACCACAGCCCAGGGUGGGUGCUGCUCGGGGCCCAUUUUACAGACGAGGAAACCGAGGCUGGAGCAAGCUGACACCUCCGUCCACACUGCCCAGCCAGGAAGUGACUGAGCCAGGUCUGGAACCCAGGGGUCCAAGUGGGGACAUCAGCAGCUCCACUUCUGCCGACGGGGUGGGGUGGCUCCGGCAGAAGGGAAGCGGCGGGCAGGAUUCAGAGCAGCUUGGAAACUGGGGCAAGCUGGCCCCCAGACAGAGAUGGGCGCUGUGUGAGCCGGCCUCCCAGGGCUGGCCCCGGCGUAUCAGCAGAGCAGUGAAGCCAUGGCAUUUGAGCAAGGGUGGGGUGGCGUGUGUGUUGGAGACGUCCCGCCCCCAGCCUCGUGGGGCAGGAGGAGGGCUACAGAGACCCUUGCCGAGGGGCUCAGGCUAAUCCCACCUCCUGGCCCCAGGAACGCGGACCUGUCCAUCACGCUGGGCACCUCCCUGCAAAUCCGGCCCAGCGGGAACCUGCCCCUUGCCACCAAACGCCACGGAGGCCGGCUGGUCAUUGUC